CACGGAACCACGUGAUCCACAAACCCAGCAAUGACCUUUCCUGUUAGCUAGCGGUGGAAAACCCGGAGAACUUUAUGCCGACAUUUCCACACUUCACGAAUCCAACACAAUGGAUCGGACCAAGCAAGACGAGGAAUAUGGAUAUAACCUCUUCCCGAAGAGAAACCCGAUGAAGCCCGAGAAGAGACCAGACCGAAGCAGCCUGUUCUCAUUCAGAAACAAGUGUCAGGUCAUGUUAAGGUUCGCCAUGGAAACCAGUCCAUAUGCCAAACUCCUCCUCAGUGCCAUGAAGAACUCCGGCUGCAACGUGUUUAAAGACAGACAUUUCUCCUGUGAGGACUGCGAUGGGAUGGUCAGCGGUGGCUUUGAUGCUGCCUCCUCUCAGAUUGUUUUGUGUCAGAACAACAUCCACCAGCAGGCUCACAUGAACCGAGUGGUCACCCAUGAGCUCAUCCAUGCGUUUGACCACUGCCGGGCCCACGUGGACUGGUUCAACAACUUCAGACAUCUGGCUUGUUCUGAGAUUCGCGCAGCGAACCUCAGUGGGGAUUGCUCCUUCAGCAAUGAAUUUUCCAGAUUCAACUUCGGCCUUAAGGAACAUCAUCAGAAGUGUGUCCGGGAUCGCGCUGUACGCUCCAUCCUGGCUGUGCGAAAGGUCAACCGAGAGGAGGCGGAAAAAAUAGUCAACGAGGUCUUCGACUCGUGCUUCAACGAUCACGCCCCUUUCGGACGGAUCCCACACAGCAAAAAGGACGCCGAAUUCGCCCACAGGGAAUACAUGAACAGGGAUCGGUACUAUGCGAACCUUUAGUGUUUGACGUAUUGGGAUCCUGCAGGUGCUCGGCCAACAUUGCCAAUGGAUGAUUGGCGGCGUCAUGAGUUGCGGUGUGGACAGAAGUAAAUGACUGAGUUGAAACAAUCAGAGAGGGGCGCAAUACUGUGCAUCAGUACAGAUUAUUUUGUCUUUUUGGACAAUAGAUUAAAGUGAGAACAACAAUGCAUUUCAUUUUCUUCCUCUUGGACUCUGCUGCUGUGUUAAGAGAUUGUACCGACUGAUUUCACACUUGGGAUUGAAAAUUAAAUUGGGUGGAACCAGAUCAGA
This is a messenger RNA of Poeciliopsis prolifica (blackstripe livebearer), 1102 nucleotides long. It is a transcript of the gene atp23, whose product is annotated as ATP23 metallopeptidase and ATP synthase assembly factor homolog. Gene Ontology annotation, molecular function: metalloendopeptidase activity. The transcript has 6 exons. Gene Ontology annotation, cellular component: extrinsic component of mitochondrial inner membrane. Bases 110 to 811 code for a protein of 233 amino acids. The record is from RefSeq and is a predicted model, not a curated record. Lineage: Eukaryota; Metazoa; Chordata; Actinopteri; Cyprinodontiformes; Poeciliidae. Gene Ontology annotation, biological process: mitochondrial proton-transporting ATP synthase complex assembly; mitochondrial protein processing.